This is a messenger RNA of Fusarium sp. VM40, 939 nucleotides long. The record is from the annotation of a GenBank genome assembly. Lineage: Eukaryota; Fungi; Ascomycota; Sordariomycetes; Hypocreales; Nectriaceae.
AUGCCUUCUGCCAAACAAAUUCUCGUCAUCUUUGGGGUAACUGGACAGCAGGGAGGCUCUGUUGCCACAGCCAUCUGCAAACACCCCGUUCUUUCACAACGAUACACUGUUAGAGGUGUUACCCGAGAUCCCACCAGUCUUCCUGCCAGAGAACUGGUUGAUCGCUUUGGCUGUGAAGUCGUCAAAGCUGACCUUGACGAUAAAUCUUCUAUCGAAUCAGCAGUCGCUGGUGCGACCGGAAUCUUCUUGGUUACAUCAAGCAUUUAUGAUGACAGACUAUACGACCGGGAGGUCAGUCAAGGCAAAGCGGUUGCCGAUGCAGCUGUGGAUGCAAAUGUCCAGUUUAUCAUCUUUAGCACACUCCCUUCAGUGCGAGAGAUCUCCAAUGGCAAAUAUCUCCACGUAACCCAUUUCGACGCCAAAUACGAUAUCGAGCAGUAUAUCAGAAGCUUGCACUCUCUGAACAGUUCUUUUGUCUCUCUCGGCAGUUUUAUGCAAAAUUUGCAAAAUGGAUUGAAACCUCAGCCACUUGGCGACGGCACAUUUGCUAUAAAUGCAUCUAUGUCGGCAGACACUAGGCUACCACUAGUUGAUGCGACUGAUGUUUACAAAUUUGUCCUUGCCAUACUUGAAAGUCCGGAGGAAUUUAGGGGCAAGGUAGUUCAUGUCGCCGAGCGUCUGUACAGGCUGGAUGAAAUAGCAACUAUCAUCACUGAUAUAACAGGCAAGGUGGUGAAGUACAAUCAACUUCCACCCGAUGUCGUGCGCUCAUUCCUGGAUCCGGCGAUGGCAGAUGACGUUGUCGAAAUGGCUGCGUUUUUCGAGGAGUUUGGGUAUUUUGGGCCAGACAUGGAGGCUCUGGUUCAAAACGAACCCAAUGUUGGAGUUGAUGGCAUGACAACCCUGACUCAGUUCUGUCGUCAAAUGAACCUAGGGUAG